GCUGCUAACGAGAAUUCGGCCAUCGGGCGUCCGUCCUGUACAUGGUGUUUAGUCCUUUGCUAUAAGGGUUUAGCACAUACAUUUGUAGGUGUAUGUUUUCCCAACAACAACCAGGGCGAGCGGUUCUGCAGUCUGCCAGCUUGAAUUUUGGAUGUGCGUGGCUGAGCGGCCAUGGUGUUGUUGCAAAGAUCACUAGUGUCGUCUUCAACAGAAAUUUGGUGUUUGACGGGAAUUUGCGAAGGAGAACGUGCAUUGUCCAUGACCCCGUCUGUUUGUCGGACAAAGCGGCUCGGCCGACCUGUCGUUCACUUCCUUUCACAUCUGGCAGUUCGUUAACAAUCAACCCAGAUCAUGGAUCUGCAGAUCACCUAAAAGAAUGGUAUGAAUCUGUUGAAUUCCAACGACAUCACCUUCAAUCCAUUACCAGCCAGCAGACAUACAUUAAUACACCCACAAAACUAUUGAGUCAAAUCAAAGAUGAAAAUCUUGGCCAUGGAGACAAGUCGGACUAUUUCAAUGUGCAAGCAACUGUACUGUUUUUCAAGAAAGAUAAUGCUCUUUACAAAAUAUAGCUUGCCCACUGGAAGCUAGACCAGAAUUUCAAAGUGGUUGACAUAGGGAAUGGACAAUACCGGUGUGAGAAACUCGACACAACAUUUGAUUCAUUUAAAUGGCAAUAUUGCUUGCAGAGACAAUUGCAGCUAGUUCUCUCACAACCACAGAAGUGGAUGAUGCAGCUCUGCAUUUUCUUUUCAACAAAGGCUAGAAAGACAUCAAUCAUGAAGUCUCUGAAUUUCUGUUAACAAUGACGAAAAACCACAAACCAUGUCUAGACUGUUGUCAUCUUUAUUCUCCUAAAACAAUUAACACAUCAUUAACUUAAUACAAUUAAUUAACCGGACAGGUUGUCAA
This is a messenger RNA of Corticium candelabrum, 912 nucleotides long. RefSeq names its product replication protein A 70 kDa DNA-binding subunit-like. Bases 93 to 572 code for a protein of 159 amino acids. The record is from RefSeq and is a predicted model, not a curated record. The transcript has 8 exons. Lineage: Eukaryota; Metazoa; Porifera; Homoscleromorpha; Homosclerophorida; Plakinidae.